Vespa mandarinia (Asian giant hornet) is the source of this 5045-nucleotide messenger RNA. RefSeq lists its product as uncharacterized. Gene Ontology annotation, molecular function: DNA-binding transcription factor activity, RNA polymerase II-specific. Gene Ontology annotation, biological process: regulation of transcription by RNA polymerase II. The record is from RefSeq and is a predicted model, not a curated record. Gene Ontology annotation, cellular component: nucleus. NCBI's taxonomy places the organism in Eukaryota, Metazoa, Arthropoda, Insecta, Hymenoptera, Vespidae.
ACUCUCGAAUUCCAACCGACAGAAGAGUGCCGGCUCUCGUACGAAGCGGGCAUGGAUAUCGUUUGAGAGUGAGUUCAAGUAGAUACGCAUAGAAAAAUAAUAGAUGGUGUACCCAGUGAGCAUGAGAGGGACGCACGAUAACGAUUUGUGGACUAUCGAGUUAUCCACCAACGUCUUUAUCGAAAGAUAAAGUAAUUACGAUUGGUGAUAACGAUUUAAAUCCACAUCAUCGUCGUCGUUCUCAUCAUCGAUAUAUUCGUCAUCGUCAACAUUGGUGCUUUCGGUUUUAAUAUUCGUCGCGCUUUCGCUUAUACCUUGGUGUUUCUUACGGCUUUCCAAAGUGUGUUAGUGCAUCAAGGAUCAAAAGGAAAAUAUAGAGACGAUAGUCGUGAGUGAUACUUUCGACGGUCGCGGCUGCGGAGGGGAUGGAUUGUAGCGGCACAGUGAAGGUCAAAGUAAAAAGUGAAGCAACAUCGUGACAACCGAUGGUCCAGCUAAGGGAUCGUACUCGUCGAACUGCGCGACGGAGUCGCCGCUUCGAGAUCAUCGAUAAAAAGGAAACCUUAAAUAUGUGAGAAAGAUUCCAUGAGAAAGAAAGAACGUCUUCGCAUUUUGUCUCUUUUAAAAAACGUGCGCAAAAUCGAGACAGAGUUGAAGACGCGUCACAAGAGCUCAAAGACGCUCUAUCGCUUCUACGGUUCAUCAAAUUCGUCAUUAUAACUUUGGGAAGGGAAGAAUGACGAUGCCGUACGCGGCGAAACGGCAGACGUCGCAGAAGCCAAUGUGCUUCACGUUGAUCUGGACAUUUAUGAUGCGUUUAGGUGCGAUCAUAUGAUAAAUGUAGAACACGCUGUAUCCCCUUCUUUUUCCUUUUUAUUUCCACUUUUUUUUUCGUUCCAUCAUCUUCCUAUCAUCGAGAUAAGAGGCAAUAUAAAAGCUAUGCUUUCGAUUCGAUUCUCUCGAAUACGUUCUUUUUGUGAUGUGCCGUAUGUGAGAAAACUCAAUGACGAUCGUGAUAGCAAGUGAAAGACGGACUAAAAGACUAAUAGACUAGAGAAGGGAGAGAAAGAGUCGGUUAUAAAAUUGAACAAUAAUCCCUGUGGAAGUGAUAGAGAAGAGAUAAAUCGGCCUUCGCGGUCCAAGCGCGACCGCGCGCGUCCCCUAUGCGGACAUUCUCCGCGCGUUAAUUCGUCCGUCCGUCCGUCCGUUUCUUCGUUCGUUCGUUUCUUCGUUCGUUCGUUCGUUCGUUCGUUCGUUCGUUCGUUCGUUCGUUCGUUCGUUCGUUCGUUUCGUAGACCAGAGACUUUCCGACAUAGAGAAGCAUAAAGGCAAACGAAGACAGAUGGACUGACGGCAAAAAGGAAAAUAAUACGUAAAAGAAGAAAACCAUAAUAUGAGUGAGAUGACGAGCGUGGAAAAGCAACAAGAGCACCAACAACAGCAGCAACAGCAGUACGUUGGUGGCAGUUCCAAUUCGGAAUAUCACUGCAAAGAUUGCGAUUUGUAUUUUGAGAGCGAUAAGAGUCUCAGGGUGCAUUUGUGUUAUCAUCAAGAAAAUCUAUCUACGCGUUGGGCAAGCCAAGCUCAACAGGAGGAGAGUAAUAACAAUAAUAGUAAGGCUGGUAAUCAUAACAGUGGUGGUCACACGAACGUUAAACGCGACAGCGUAACAGCACCAACGGACUCGUGCGAGUCCUCUUCGACAUCGCCUUCCCAGGAACCAUCGUCCUCGCACCACCAACAGCAGCAGCAGCAGCAGCAGCAGCAACAACAACAACAGCAGCAGCAGCAGCAGCAGCAGCAACAGCAGCCGCCGCCGCAGCCGCAGCAGCAGCAACAGCAGCCGCCGCCGCAGCCGCAGCAGCAGCAACAGCAGCCGCCACAGCAGCAGCUGCCGCAGCAGCAACAGCAGCUGCCGCAGCAGCAGCAUCAAGAGCAGCAACAACAGCAACAAACGAGUCAAAGUUAUAACCAUUUUCAUACACCAAUGUACAGUGAAACAAGUUACUUUAUACAAAACGACUCGGCCUAUCUCCUUUCCCAACAUUACUCAUCACCUCAAGACGACGUUUCGAACAAUGCCGGGGUUACUGGUGGUGGAGGGUACUCGCGUUUCCACCCGUAUCAACAUCAACAACAUUUUCCAACGGAGCGUACCUGUUCGAUGAGCUCGACGAGCCCGCAAAGUCCGCCGGUUCAGUGUGACAAGUGCGGUGCCGUUUACGAGGAUGCAAAUCAACUCGGCGAACAUGUCAGAACGAGUCAUUCGAACUCGCCUAAUAUUUAUCCGGGUCAACCGCAGUAUCAACAAUUAGGUGGGAGUCCUCAACAGCAGAAUCAACCGCAGUUGCAUUCUUCCCCGACUCAGCCGAGUCAGCAAUCGCAGCAACAACAACAGCAUGGUUACGAGUAUAAUGGUGGACAAUCGAUGAAAUCGGAUGUGAAACAAGAGCCGGAGGAACAGGCCGAGAUCCUCGAUCUGGAUUCUCACAAAGUUCAGACUCAUAGAUACGAGGAAGAAUUGAUAAGGCUUCAUCAUCAUCAACAACAACAAGAUUUACACAUACAUAUACAUCAGCAUCCAGUACUCCAUCAACAACAAAGAGCCGGAUCACUUCCGGUAAGUUCUAUGUUGGCUUGGCCACCGACCGGUCAACCGCACGAGUAUCAUCCAGGUCUUCCAUCUAUGGGAGGUAUGGAGAACGUUUCACCAAUUUCUGAUCAAGGACAAUUCAUGCGUGGCCAACACAUGCCGGUAGUGGAGUCAUCUCGACACCCAGGUUCACCCAUUAUCACUAGCACGCAAACGAUGCCGACGCAUCAGUUGCCAACGACUCUAUUGCAACAACCACCAAAAGCUCCCCCGUUGGCCAAUCAAUCGUGGAAAAGUAAUGAGGCACGACGGCCAAAAACUUACAACUGCACAGCAUGCAACAAGUGGUUCACCAGUUCGGGCCAUUUGAAAAGACAUUAUAAUACUACCCUUCAUAAAAACGCCGUGAAACAAAGCAAUCAGCCGGAUCCAGCAAAUUUGCCAAUAAGUGCUCAUCAUCAUCCUGGGAGGGAUAACGGCGUCGGACACGGACACGGACAUGGAAGUGUUAGGGGUACCGGCCCGUCGAGGUCGUCACCAGAGAUAUCAACCUCUGUCAGUCCCCCAAACUUGAUUGCAGGUCCCUCGGGCGAGGCGGCGAGGGGCCUGCUGCACACGCCCACCACCACCACCACCACCACCACCACCACUCUUUACAACAACAACAACAACAACAACAACAACAACAACAACAACAAUUCCAGCAACAGCAGCAACAGCAGCAACGAAUCUUCAGUAGUAAUUCUUGCUCAGCAGCAGCAGCAGCAGCAGCAGCAGCCACAGGGUUCAAUGGUUCUCUUGGGCUCCACAAUGUUGCCCCUCAAUUCCCCGGGUCAGUCGCCAAUGGCGGCGCAUCAUCAGCAAAUGGGCUCAUCACCGCCACACUUGGUUCACCAUCAUCAUCAUCGGCACCAACAUCAGCAGCAACAGCAACACCAUCACCAGCAGCAACAGCAACAACAACAGCUGCACAUACCAAUGGAUUCGGGUCAAAUUCACAUGCACCAUCCCAUGAAUUCUCCUAUCUCAGCAAUGCAGCCGCCGCCGCCGGGGCCCCAUCUGAGUUCGCCUUCGCAAAUGGUCUCGUCUCACCCGCACCACAUGACUUCGCCUACAACGUCGGGAUCGGUCCAUCCAGCAAUGGUUUCGCCCCCUGCGAUGGGGAGUACUACGACCCCUCAACAGGUUUACCCAAACGCUUUGCCCCCCCACGUUACAACUUCUACCAACAUGGGACUGCUGGAAUCUAUCACCAUCCAACUAACUACUACUGGUAAUUCGCUAUUGCCGAUUUCUUCGGUCGAGCAGCAGCAACAGCAACAACAACAGCAACAACAACAACUGCAGCACCAGCAUCACCAUCUUCAUCAGCAGACCCAAGAUAUGUUACCCGGUUUUGGGACUUUCAGUAACCAUCAAAGACCUUUGCCGAGCUUCACUCAAUUCGGCAUCUCCGGGUUCUUGGUAGGCCACGAUCAAGUACAGGCCGUUAACGUGGGGGGGCUAAGUCCGGAGGAGAAUCGAUCUCCUCAAGACAGAUCCUUCGAGUCUCCCGGAUCCAGUUAUGAUCAAUAUAGAAAUUCGUCGCCCCGGUAUGAAUCCUUGACGAAUAUGGAUAUGUCGACGAUGCAAGUAAACACCGACGGUAUGAUUGUUAAACAAUAUGAGAUCGAAAAUCAACAGCAACAUCUCGUGCAGCAAUUACAACAAAUAGGUGAACACGAACGACAGCAAAUUCACGAAGCUAACAACAAUCUACCGCAGCACGUGCAGGCGAAGGAAGAACUCAAUCCGAAUAUUGGCCUGCAACUAGAAGAAAAUCCAAAAUCGAAGAUUGCCGGCAUGCUCCUGACCAAGGAGCAUCAAGUAACUAGCACAAACACUGGCUCACACUACAUUUCCCAGGACGGUUUACACAAGUGUAUCGAGUGCGACAAAGUUUUUAACAGGGCAUGCUACUUGACUCAGCAUAACAAGAGUUUCCAUUCGGGCGACAAACCGUUUAAAUGUAAUCAGUGUGGCAAAAGAUUCCCCCUCGAGUACCUGCAUGCGAAACACCUGCAGAAGCAUGCCGGCGACAAACCGUACAAGUGCGAGAUCUGUCCGAAGCAGUUUAACCACAAGACCGACCUCAGACGGCACAUGUGCCUCCACACGGGAGAAAAACCAUAUGCUUGUGAUAAUUGCGGAAAAGGUUUCAUUAGGAAAGAUCACAUGAUGAAGCAUCUUGAAACGCAUAAAAAAAAAUCAAAUAAUCAGAAUGUUCUUCUGAGGGCGUGAUUAAAGUGGAUUUGCUGGCACGGUUUUCGUCAGCGACGACUACGACUACGACUACGACUACGACUACAACUACGAUUACGACUACGAAGACUACGGCGACGACGACGACGAAGACUACGACGAAGACUACGACGACGAGGACGACGAAGACUACGACGACGACGACGAGGAC